Eruca vesicaria subsp. sativa (arugula) is the source of this 2886-nucleotide messenger RNA. The record is from the annotation of a GenBank genome assembly. NCBI's taxonomy places the organism in Eukaryota, Viridiplantae, Streptophyta, Magnoliopsida, Brassicales, Brassicaceae.
GUGCAACUGAAUUAACACACAGAAGAAAAAGGACACCAGAAAGAGGGAGAGAGAGGUAGACACAGUUCCUCUUGUUAAAUCCCUUUUCUCAUGUUAAUCUGUAAAGACUUUCUGUUCUCUUGUCCAAGUCUCAUUAUUGUCCAAAAAAAAACUGUCUGGAUCUGAAAUUUUGAAUCGAGAGCGGUUUCGAAUAUUUUUGUGGAAUACGAAGCGUGUAGGCCAGUGCUGCUGAAGAUUAUUACUUCGAAGAGAAGCAAUUUUUUUUUUCUUUUGAAAAACUCGUAAGCUCAAGUAUCAUUGUUGGUUUGGUUGGUGACAAGCAAAAGCAAUGGAGUCGAGGAUGGAUCAGUACGAGAUCAUGGAGCAGAUCGGUCGUGGUGCGUUUGGUGCUGCUAUUCUAGUUCAUCACAAGGCCGAGAAAAAGAAGUAUGUUCUGAAGAAGAUUAGAUUAGCUAGGCAAACGGAACGUUGCCGCAAAUCUGCUCAUCAAGAAAUGGCUUUGAUUGCGAAGGUUCAGCAUCCUUACAUCGUGGAGUAUAAAGAAGCUUGGGUUGAGAAAGGUUGUUAUGUUUGUAUCGUCACUGGAUACUGUGAAGGGGGAGAUAUGGCUGAGUUGAUGAAAAAGUCAAACGGUGUGCAUUUUCCUGAGGAGAAACUCUGCAAGUGGUUUACUCAAUUGUUGUUAGCUGUUGAGUAUCUUCAUUCUAACUAUGUUCUACAUCGUGAUCUAAAGUGUUCCAACAUUUUCCUUACAAAAGAUGACGUCCGCCUUGGGGACUUUGGUCUGGCCAAAACUAUGAAGGCGGAUGACCUAACUUCCUCGGUUGUUGGAACUCCAAACUACAUGUGCCCGGAACUGCUUGCUGAUAUCCCUUAUGGUUUUAAAUCAGAUAUAUGGUCCCUAGGCUGUUGUAUAUAUGAGAUGGCUGCGUUUCGACCUGCUUUCAAAGCUUUUGAUAUGGCAGGGCUUAUAAGCAAGGUUAAUCGCUCCUCAAUUGGUCCGUUGCCUACGUGCUACUCACCAUCGUUAAAAGCACUGAUCAAGGGGAUGCUAAGGAAAAACCCUGAGUACCGGCCAAGCGCCUCGGAGAUUUUGAAGCAUCCUUAUUUGCAACCAUACGUUGAGCAGUACCGUCCAGCCAUCUCCGCAGCAACUAUACCCCCAGAGAAGCCUCUCAAUUCUCGUGAGGGACGGAGGAGUAUGGCUGAAAGCCAAAACAGCAAUAGUUCAAGUGAAAGAGAUAAUAAUUUCUACGUGAGUGACAAAAACAACCGUACUAAAAUCACUGACACCGUUACACCACCUUGUGUUGUUGUUGAUGAAGACGAGAUUCUGGACCAAGUGCAACAACAACAACAACAAAACGAAAACGUCAAGAGUGUUUCAGCAGAUAGUCAUGGGAUAUUAAAGCCGCCCUCACAGAGUGAUGACAUUGUUCAACCAAGGCAACACCACCCAAAAACUAUUAGAAACAUCAUGAUGGUUCUGAAAGAAGAGAAAGCUAGAGGGAGAACUACAACACAGAAGAUUAUUACCGAAACUCCUUCAAAGAUUCCCAAACUCAGUGACAUUGCUCAUAGCUCCAAGACUAACUCAAAUACACCAGCAAGGAACCCGGGUUCGAUACCACCGAAGCAUCAUCAAAUGCCAGUGACUGACUCUUCUCAUAAACUUAAGCCUAGAAACGAAGAGGCAAUGUCAACUAAGCGAAGACUAAGAACACCUCCUCCUACUUUACAAAGAAGAACGUCUUUGUCAGGGCAAUCAGGAACAACAGAUAAGGAAACCAUGAAGCUGUAUCCAUCAGAGCAGGAAACUAACUCUCAUCUUGAGCCAAAGAGAAUCUCUUCGAAAGAGAUGCAGAGUGAAAGCAGUAACUCUAUUUCAUCUUCCUUGUCCAUGCAGGCUUUUGAGCUCUCUGAUGAUGCUGCUUCCACACCGUAUAUCGACAUGUUACAACAACAUACUGACCACGUACCAUCAUGUCACAGUGAGUAUUCGUCUUCAGAGAUGAUGAUGAUCCGCAGCACUAGCAUGCGGCUUGAUGAAACUGUUCCUGAUGUUCCCCAUCACCAGUCCAAAGAGAGUAGUAGUAGCCCUGUGACUUUGCAAAGCUAUGAGCCUAAUGCGUCACAACGACACGGUGAUGAUAAUAAAUUCACGGCAACAACACCUUUGCAUGCUGAACCUUCUCCACAAGUGAGUGACAAAACCAUGGUCUCUCAUAACUCAGCUCUUGAGAACAACAAUCCGGUUGUGGAUGACGUCAUACAUGUGAUCCGCCACAGCAGUUUCCGUGUAGGGAGUGACCAGCCGGUGAUGGAAAGUGUUGUGAGAGAUAAACUUGAAGUCAGGAAAGUAGCCACUCCUUCUGAAACCACUGAGAGCCGUCCUGAAGAACCGAACCCUAUCACUAAUGAUUACUCAGAAACCAAGAGCUUUAUUAACUCAUGUACUGAUUCUUCACCACCUGAGACAAGACAAAACUCAUUCAUGCCUGAAGAGGAAACAAAUCCUACGGUUGCACCUGUGAAAGAGACGUUGGACAUCAAAUCUUUCAGACAGAGAGCAGAGGCGCUUGAAGGUCUGUUGGAGCUGUCUGCGGAUUUGUUGGAACAGAGUAGGCUUGAAGAGCUAGCUAUCGUGUUGCAGCCCUUUGGUAAGAACAAAGUUUCCCCUAGAGAAACUGCUAUUUGGUUGGCAAAGAGUUUGAAAGGAAUGAUGAUUGAAGACAACAACAGUGGCAGCAGCUCUAGGAAUUGUUCAUGAUUUCAUGCAUUUUAUCUCUCUUUUCUGUUAAUCUUUUCUUUUAUUUCCUGUAACUUUAUAUUGUCAAAAAUUAAUAAUUCUUAUAUGUGGAAAGAAUCUUUUUUCUUUUAAUUGAG